Hordeum vulgare subsp. vulgare (domesticated barley) is the source of this 1433-nucleotide messenger RNA. Its product is annotated as tetraspanin-3. Gene Ontology annotation, cellular component: plasmodesma; plasma membrane. The record is from RefSeq and is a predicted model, not a curated record. Gene Ontology annotation, biological process: auxin-activated signaling pathway. Lineage: Eukaryota; Viridiplantae; Streptophyta; Magnoliopsida; Poales; Poaceae. The transcript has 2 exons. Bases 235 to 1119 code for a protein of 294 amino acids.
UCUGCUUCCGCUUCUUCUGCUGCCGUUGCUCCUCAGCUCGCUAAAAGCCGGCCCAAUCCCCUCCUCCCUCUCUCCCACGCCCACCACCAGACAGCACCAGCAGCAGCAGCACCAGCAGCAGCAGCAGCAGCAGAGAGAGAGAGAGAGAGAGAGAGGACAAGAAGCAGGGCGGAGCCAAGAAAGAAGCUCGCUUGGGAGGGAGGGGAGAGGGGGCGGAGGAGGAGGAAGGAGGAGAUGCACGGAGGGGGGUCGAAGAUGCUGGGGGUGGUGAACUUCAUAACGUUCCUGGCGUCGAUCCCGGUGCUGGGGGGCGGAAUCUGGCUGGCGUCGCGGGCGAACACCACGGACUGCAUCCGGUUCCUGCAGUGGCCAAUCAUCAUCAUCGGGCUCGCCGUCAUGGUCGUCUCCCUCAUGGGCUUCGCCGGCGCGUGCUACCGCCAGACCUGGCUGCUCCGCAUCUACCUCUUCGCCAUGUUCUUCAUCGUCGUCGCCCUCCUCUUCUUCAUCGUCUUCGCCUUCGCCGUCACCGACCGCGGGGAGGGCCAGGUGGUCAUGAACCGCCGCUUCCUCGAGUACCAGCUCUCCGACUACAACGGCUGGCUCCGCGGCCGCGUCGCCGACCCCGACUACUGGGCCACCAUCAGCGCAUGCCUCCGCGACGGCCACGCCUGCCGCUCCAUGCGCCGCCCCGUCCGCGACCCCAACACCGGCAUGCUCGUCCUCGAGCCCGCCGUCGUCUUCUACGGCCGCGACCUCUCCCCGAUUCAGUCUGGAUGCUGCAAGCCACCGACGUCAUGUGCGUUCACCUACAACAACGAGACGUACUGGAGCGCGAACCCCGGCGUUCCCACCGUGGUGACCGACCCCGACUGCCUCAAAUGGAGCAACGACCAGCAGACGUUGUGCUUCCAGUGCGACUCGUGCAAGGCUGGCGUCCUGGCCGGCAUCAAGAAGAGCUGGCGCAAGGUGGCCAUCAUCAACAUCGUCGUGCUCAUCAUCCUCGUCAUCGUCUACGUCGCCGGCUGCGCCGCGUUCCGCAACGCCAAGAGGGACGACAACGAUGAGUCGUACGGCAUGGCCAGGAUGACCAAGUCCCGGCCGAGCAGGUUCCAGUUCUAGGCUUGCCCGCAGCGAAAAGCCGGGAAAACCUUUGCCUGUACAAAAGGCCACUCGUUGUGGGUGGUGGUGUUAAGACUUUUGGCCUGAACUAUAUUUCUUGCUGAACUGUGUUGAUGAUGAUGAUGAUGAUUGAUCACCCUGUAGCUGGGUUGUGUGAAAGGGAAGGUGUUCUUGGAUCGAAAUGUUUAGUGUGGUGUUUGGGUUCUGUGGUGUUUAGGGUAGGUCUAUUCUGUAUUUGGUGGUACAAGAUGAGGUCUGCAAGGAACAGGACGGGCUGGCUCAUUUUUAGGAAUGUAUUAUUCUGCACUUGGUGA